Candoia aspera is the source of this 1554-nucleotide messenger RNA. Its product is annotated as major histocompatibility complex class I-related gene protein-like. The record is from RefSeq and is a predicted model, not a curated record. Lineage: Eukaryota; Metazoa; Chordata; Lepidosauria; Squamata; Candoiidae. The coding region runs from base 1 to 1554 and encodes 517 amino acids. Gene Ontology annotation, cellular component: external side of plasma membrane. Gene Ontology annotation, biological process: immune response. The transcript is spliced from 9 exons.
AUGGAGACUCGGCCUGAGUCAGAUGAAGAGGAACCAGGAGGAACGGAAGGGGCAGAGAUGCAGUGCGAUCCAGACCCGAGCCCUGUUCGGGACCCAAGGCACUCAUCGCGACCCAGCAAGGGAGUUCUGGCCAACGCAAGGUUGGCGCAGGGGCUUCGCCAGCCUGCUGGGAUCUCCAUCCUCCAGGCCACGGCCGUCACCACAGGGCGGGCGCAUGGAGUGCCAGAGGCCCCAAAUGCCAGCCUGUGCACCCCACCCAUAACCCGGCUCUGCGUGCCCCUCCGCCUGCUUCAUCUCCCGCAUAUGGCUGAGGAAGGGGAGCCAAUCCAGUUGCUCUCUCUAGGAGGCUCCCGACCGCUCUCAGCUCAGCUGGCUCUCAAGGUCUCCUCCUCUGCCUGUCUCCACGGCCCCCAGCAGGUGGAACUGCUGGAUCCCGCUUGGUCCUCUUUCUGCCUUGGGGGAAAGCCAAGUGCUUUCCAGCAUUCGGCCACAGGUUAUGGGCCCGGCUCCCUCCCACAUUCCUUGUGCUAUUUUUCUCUAGGGUUGUCAGAGCCCAGCCAGGAGCUGCCCCAGUUCCUCUCCAUGGUCCACCUGGAUGACCAGCCCAUCGCUCGCUAUGACAGCAUCACCAGGAGGACAGUCCCUCUGGUGUCCUGGAUGGAGGAGGUGGAGAAACAGAGUCCCAACUACUGGAAAGAGGGGAAUGAGCCAUUGCUGGCCACUGAGCAGGUCUUCAGAGAUGAGCUGAAGAGCAUGCUGGUGUUGACUGUUAAAGCCCUCCAUGGCAUGGGACCGGAUUAUUUGAGAGACCGCCUUUUAUCUGCCCGUCCUGCUAGAUCCAGCAGAGUGGGCCUGUUUGGGUGGAUUGGGAGAAGAACCCUGGUCCGUCCAAACUCUCUUUCAGGGCUUCACACCUGGCAGGUGAUUUUGGGCUGUGAGCUCAGGGAAGAUGGGAGCAAAGGAGGGUUUUUACACCAUGGCUACGACGGUUGGGUGGGGUUCUUCAUCAGCUUCAACAAGGAGACCCUCAAAUGGGUGACAGCUCAGCCCCAGGCCCAGAAGAUAAAGGAGAAGUGGGAGGAUGAUCCAGGGUGGUCCCAGAGAAAUAAAGAUUACCUGGAGAGGAUCUGCAUUGAAUGGCUGCAGAGAUACCUGUCCUACGGGAAGGAGGCUCUGCAAAGGAUAGAUAAAGCCCCAGUGGGUCAGGUGACCCGUAAGGCAGCUAAUGACAGCCUAGAGAUCCUCAUCUGCCAGGCAUACGGCUUCUACCCCAAGGAGAUCCAGGCCACCUGGAUGAGGGAUGGAGAGGUCUGCAAGUAUGAGACCUUCCAUAGGAAUGUGGCCCCCAAUUCAGAUGGCACCUAUUAUGUCUGGCUUAGCAUUGAGAUCGACCCCAAGGAGAGGGACCAAUUCCAGUGUCACAUGGAGCAUGCUGGGCUGGUGAAACCCCUGUUCCUGGCCUGGAUGAAGGAAUUGAGGGACUGGGCCCAUGUGGGAGCCAUCUUGGGGGCCUUGGCUGCUGUCAUUCUUCUGGUGUCUGGGAUCAUCUACUGA